Messenger RNA from Chelmon rostratus (copperband butterflyfish), 1985 nucleotides. RefSeq names its product serine/threonine kinase receptor associated protein (gene strap). Gene Ontology annotation, cellular component: SMN complex. Bases 319 to 1308 code for a protein of 329 amino acids. Gene Ontology annotation, molecular function: RNA binding; protein binding. The record is from RefSeq and is a predicted model, not a curated record. Lineage: Eukaryota; Metazoa; Chordata; Actinopteri; Chaetodontiformes; Chaetodontidae. The transcript is spliced from 9 exons. Gene Ontology annotation, biological process: spliceosomal snRNP assembly.
CCGGCCAUAUCAUCUUUGCGGUUGUUACACCGCGUUGCACGUUGCUAGUUAGUUGCAAUGCUGUAGCUAUUAGCACGAUAGCUAUUCCUUCGCUGGGGUGGGGAAGACCCGCCGUUUAGUUGAUCAAACCUACGCAGUUUAUGCUCGCAUAUUUCAGCUAUAGUCCAACAGGCCAACAGACACUAUUCAACUAUAUACUAGCUAGCUUCUUGUCUUUCUUUUAGCCCGCAAGCUUACCCAGCCAGCCAGCUAGCUAGACGCUACCGUUGUAGUGUCUCUUCCCACAGUGCGAACCGUCUCCUGCCCGGCUGGAGGACCAUGGCGAUGAGACAGACUCCGCUCACCUGCUCCGGUCACACCCGACCUGUUGUGGACCUGGCCUUCAGUGGAAUCACUCCUUAUGGCUAUUUCCUCAUUAGCGCCUGCAAGGAUGGCAAGCCCAUGUUGCGCCAGGGAGACACAGGGGACUGGAUAGGAACGUUUCUGGGUCACAAAGGUGCUGUCUGGGGAGCCACUCUGAACACGGACGCUACCAAGGCAGCCACCGCUGCAGCGGACUUCACAGCAAAGGUGUGGGAUGCAGUGAGUGGAGACGAGGUCCUCACACUGGCACAUAAACACAUUGUCAAGACUGUCAGCUUUACACAGGACAGCAACUGUCUGCUGACUGGAGGAAAUGACAAGCUGCUGCGCAUCUAUGAUCUCAGCAACCCUGAAGCAGCACCUCAGGAGAUUGCAGGUCACACCUCAGCCAUAAAAAAAGCCUUGUGGUAUAACAACGACAAGCAGAUCCUCUCUGCUGCUGAGGACAAAACUAUACGGCUUUGGGACAGAACCUCCAUGGAGGAGGUGAAGACGCUGACGUUCGACACUUCAGUAAGCAGCAUGGAGUAUGUGGCUGAUGGAGAGAUUCUGGUGAUCACAUACGGAAAGACCAUUGCUUUCUACAACGCUCUGAGCCUGGACUUGAUCAAGACGGUGGAGGCUCCGGCUCCCAUCAACUCAGCCUCCCUACACCCAGAGAAGGACUUCUUUGUUGCCGGUGGAGAUGACUUCAAGCUCUACAAAUUUGACUACAGCACCAAAGAAGAGCUAGAGUCCUAUAAGGGUCACUUCGGUCCAGUGCACUGUGUCCGCUUCAGUCCGGAUGGUGAACUGUAUGCCAGCGGCUCUGAGGAUGGCACGCUCCGACUGUGGCAGACAGCUGUGGGGAAAACCUAUGGCCUGUGGAAGUGUGUCCUUCCUGAGGACCUGGGGGCAGAGAACUCUGAGCAGCUGUACACCUCGACCCCUGAGAUCAAAGCCUGAAGCAGUGCUGUUUGGAAACAGAAUAACGGAAUGGAAGAAGGAAAGGAGAUGAGCGGCGGGGUGUUCCAGCGUUCUAUCAAACCCCAGCAAGGAGCCGAGUCCAGAGCAUCUCCAUUCAUCAGGAAUGAUGUGGAAAUUAUGACUGCCUUGUCUGUCAUAGACCAACCCAUCACACACAGACACACACAAUGAUUUUAUGCAGUCAUAUGGACAGUAUGGUCUGCAGAGUAAAGCAGUAGAGCUGUGAGUGUUGGCUCAUUGCUGCCUGCUUUCUCUCUGAUCAGUCCAGGUCUGUCUGCUGAAACUAUUUUAACUUCUCUAAAUCCCUGAACCCCAAGCCACAUGAUGCUAAGAUUGGAUUUGCUUUCAAAUGAAGGCAUUGAAUGAGCUGGACCAAGGCUUUUGAUUUCAGUUCAUAGUUACAAAAAUGCUAGAGGUUGUUUGCACAGUUUGUGCUAAGGUUAAGGCGCUUUUAUUUCUUCAGAAACAUUGCUUUGAGUAUCCGCUGCUGUUGUACUGGUUAAGUAUAUAAAGUUAAGUGUCCAAAUAAAAGAAAAUAUUGUUUUGAGGAAAGGGAAGAAAUGUCACUUUUUUCCUUUUUGGUUUCUGUCUUUAUUUGUGUCCAGUGAUGAAAUAAACAAAUGCAUUACUGUUCUAUUUCUAAGUAAUGCGCAAAA